This is a messenger RNA of Gossypium raimondii (Peruvian cotton), 2128 nucleotides long. RefSeq names its product protein IQ-DOMAIN 5. The transcript is spliced from 8 exons. The record is from RefSeq and is a predicted model, not a curated record. Lineage: Eukaryota; Viridiplantae; Streptophyta; Magnoliopsida; Malvales; Malvaceae. The coding region runs from base 347 to 1654 and encodes 435 amino acids. Gene Ontology annotation, molecular function: protein binding.
UACUUUAACCGAUUACGGUCCUCACAAAUUCUAGAGAGAGAAAAAAAUUGAAAAAAAAAAAUCUAGAGAGAGAGAGUAUAAGAGGUCUUAAGUAGAGUGAAGAACUGAGGUCUUAAGGUCGACUGAGGUUUGACUUUGUUGAUUGAUUUUUGAUUGAUUGUUGAUAGAUCAUAAUCAAUCAAACGGUUGGAAAAGGGAAUGUGAGAAUGAGAAGCUUGAUGGAGAAUUCAUGGGUGCUUAACUCGUCAUUAACAAAGUGACUCUUAUAAAGUAUCCUAGUUCCUUGAUUUCGAAGCCAAGAUUGAAAGGCCCCCCCAUAUUAAGUUGAUUUGUCAUUGUUGGUGCCAUGGGUGUCUCAGGAAAAUGGAUCAAAGCACUAGUGGGCUUGAAGAAAUCAGAAAAGUCUCAAUCUUCAGAGAAAGUAGAAAAUAGAGCAACUGGUAGCAAAUUUCUUCACCGAAGAAAGCAUUCGGUUGAGUUUGAUACAAAUGAACUUCAAGAAGAGUUGGAUGAGAAUGCUGCUUCACUAGCUGAAAAUGCUACUACUCGUGCAACUAUAGAUGCUGCUGGCUCUCCUUCUGAUGCCUUUGAAGUGCAUGAUGCACUUCUUAAUGAACAUGCUAGGGAAGAAUGGGCUGCCACGAGGAUACAAACUGCUUUCCGAGGAUUUCUGGCCAGAAGAGCACUGCGAGCAUUAAAAGGAUUGGUAAGACUGCAGGCCCUUGUCAGGGGUCAUGCUGUAAGAAAACAAGCUGCUAUAACUCUUCGCUGCAUGCAAGCUUUGGUUAGAGUUCAGGCUCGUGUAAGAGCAAGGCGUGUUCGACUGGCAUUAGAAAAUCAAACUGCACAACAGAAACUUCAGCAACAACUUGCAAAUGAGGCACACGUUAAAGAAAUAGAGGAAGGGUGGUGUGAUAGUAUAGGAUCCGUUGAAGAAAUUCAAGCGAAGUUACUUAAAAGGCAGGAAGCUGCAGCUAAACGUGAGAGGGCCAUGGCAUAUGCUCUGGCUCAUCAGUGGCAAGCAGGAUCAAGACAGCAGUCAGUGCCUGCUGGAUUUGAACCAGAUAAAAGCAGCUGGGGUUGGAACUGGUUGGAGAGAUGGAUGGCUGUACGUCCAUGGGAGAAUCGUUUCCUUGACAUUAAUCUUCGAGAUGGAGUAAAGAUACGCGAGGAUAGUCCUGCAGAGGGAAAGAAUGGUGCCAGUUCUCAGAUAAAACCUGCUAUGAGGAAACCAGCUGCAUCAAGUCUUCAUGCUAACCUUUCAAAUAAAAAAACAGGUCCAUCCCACUUUGAUGGGAGCGAUUCCCCACCUGGUAAGUCAGCAUGUGUGCUUGAAGCAGUGAAUGCGCCAUCUUCCAAGCCAAAAUCCAAACCAAAUCAUGAAGAUUCUGUUGAAGAAGCUGGCUCAAGACCUGUUAUUAGUUCAAGAUCUCAUAGCAAUCCCAAAGAGAGGCUGACACAGUCUGAUAAACAGGCCAAGAGGCGAUUGUCUAUGCCAAACACUGGAGGGGGUAUUGUGUCACAAACAACUAAGCUGAGCAAAACUGCUGCAAAACCGAACCCUGGCCCCCACAAACCUAUAAGGGAUAGGUCCAAGUUAAACGGACGAGACUCAAAUCCCACAAAAGCUGUAGCACAAGCUGUUGAUCUGUAAGGAAGUAUUUGUGAAGACAAACCUGUUCGGGCUGCCAUCCAUCCUGUUGCUUUAGUAUGUAUAUAUCAAAUUACAGUUGGUUCGACAUGUUAUAAUGGCAUUGUUUGUUCUCCUGUCAUAUAAUCAAGGAUUGGCUUUGCCGUGGUGGGAGUAGUUACUCCGUGGCAGAUUCAAGGAGACUGAUUCGGUGGCUUGUUACGAGAAUAACAUUGGUAAGAUUUAAUCAGCUUGUGAUUAAUGUUUGUCAAUUAUGUGAUCACAUUGUAUUUAUUUUCAAGUGUAUGAUUUCCAUAGAAGAUGCCCUUUGAAUUGCUCUUUUUUGAGUUUUUUUUAUUAAACCUCUUGGCUCGGUUGCUGUUGAUCGAAGACUUGUUUUGUGCGUGUGAGAUUUAAUUUUUGCUCUUUUAAUAUUAAUUUUGCAUUGUGUUUGUAAAUUAACCAAUGACCAGAUUACCGAGAGAUUUCAUUUGUCCA